ACAGAGGAAACAGAGUGUGGCCAGAGGGAGGGUGCAGUGUUUGUUUUGAAGUGGCAGACUGGUGUUCAUUAAGGGUUAGUGGCUGUAGCUGAGAACAAGAUAGUCCCUCACUGGACUGAAUAUUAGUGAGUGUGAGGGAAAAGUGCAUCGUUGAUUCUGGACUGUCUUGGCCACAGCAGCCGGAAAACCUACCAUUGAUUUUCUGUGUGGACUGCACACUUCCUCCUCUGCUGUACUGGGUUCUUCUGUGCAUGCGGCUCAAGGUGACUCCGGAUCCGAUCCAGCCCCUGGGAGCCUCCUGACUGGGUCCCUGGAUCUACAGGGAAAAGUGGGUUGAAGCUUCCUCUCUACCCCCCUAGAAGUGGAGUCCAACUGGGGAUAGGACCGUAGGAUAAUAAGGAUGUGAGGCCUUGACACCAGCCAUUACCCACUACUGGGCCUGCUUGUGUUCUGUCCAGCCCUGUGGAGGUGGAUAAGGGGGAAGGGAAUGGGCCCAGCUUCACUGCAGGAGGAGACCGAGCAGGAGCCAGGGGGAGAAAUGGAGUGCUACCACAGCCUUCUGCAGGCUGGCUCUCAGCUAGAGAACACACUGCAGCAGGUGUCAGUCCCUAUGAGUAUGAAGGAGGUGGACGGCUACAUUGAAAAGCAGGUGGCCUACCUGUCAGGUGGGCGUGGUGAGGACUCCAGCGUGAUUAUCACCCUCCCAGAAUACUCGGCUUUCAGCGACAUUCCAGAGGAGUCUUUAGCUAAAGUCUUAACAUACCUCACCCUCAUACCUCGAGCACGACAACCAGGUGUAAAAUUCAUCAUCAUUUUAGACAGACGACUGGAUACUUGGACCUCAAUCAAAACAGCACUUGCCAGAAUUGCGGCCUCCUUCCCUGGGAACCUCCACCUGGUGCUGGUGCUGAGACCCACCAGCUUCUUCCAGCGCACCGUCACAGACCUGGGCUUCCGCUUCAGCCAGGAGGACUUCAUGCUCAAGAUGCCAGUGGUGAUGCUGAGCUCUGUGACAGACCUACUGAGAUACAUUGAUGAAAAUCAAUUGACCUCAGAGUUUGGUGGAACCCUGGAUUACUGCCACAGUGACUGGAUCGUCCUGAGAACAGCCAUAGAGAGCUUUGCGGUGACAGUUAAGGACAUAGCUCAGAUGCUGCAGGCGUUUGGCACAAAGCUGGCAGAGACAGAGCUGCCAGAUGAGGGCACCGCCAUCGUACACCUCCUCUCAACCCACACUGACAAAUACAGGAAACUCAAGGAGGCGAUAUGGUCUGUAUCAAAGGAGGGUCGCCACCUGCUGGCUAGCCUGGAGGCCUCUGGGAGAGAGGAGGAUUCACUAUGGGAUAUCAGGCUGGACUGGGAGACUGUGCAGAGGCUACUAGCCCAGCUGAGGGACAUGGAGUCAGCCUUUGACGGCUUCUUUGAGAAGCAUCAUCUGAAGCUCCAACAGUACCUCCAGCUGCUCAGAUACGAACACAGCUUCCAGGAGAUGGAGUUGUCUCUGGAGCGUCUGGCGACCCAGGAGAGGUCGUUGUCGUUGUCAGGGGAGACGCUGACUCAGACAGAACAGACACUCAGGGACCUGGACGGCCUGGAGGCUCACGCACAGGAGGAGAUGGCCCGUGCCCAGACCAUCAUCCUCCAUGGUCACCAGCUGGCAGCCUGUCACCACUACGCUAUGGCCCUGAUCGUGCAGCGCUGCAAUGAGCUACGUCACCGCUGUGACACGCUCAGUAAGGCUCUGAGGGCCAAACACACACACCUCUCCCAGGCCUACCAGCUGAUGCUACGCUUGGAUCAGGCCCAGAGUUGGUGUGACGACGGGGCCUACCUGUUGGCCCAGCAGCUGGUGGAAAAGUUCCAUUCUAAGGAGGGGGCCCAGGCUGCUCUGAAGGACAUAGACAGAUUCCUGGAGGGGGCUCCGUCUCUCCUCAGCUCAGGACAUGACCUCCUGGCCGUGGAGUUUGAGUCUGUCCUCACCCCAGAGAUACAGGUCCAGAUAGGGAAGACAUUUGAGAAGCACACAGCGGUGCAGGAGAUGAUCCACAACAGACAGGUCUGUCUGAGGAAGCUGGCUGAUAAACACAUCCGUCCCAUUCAACUGGUUUCCCCCCGGCCAGAGAACCCACCCCGUUCCAAGUCCCCACUAUUCUCCCCCAAACAUGGGGUCGACGGUUUGAAGUUCUCCUUCGAUCUAUCACUUCCGGGGAAGAGGACGUCACGGAAAAGCCCCGGCUCCAGAAAGAUUGAGGUGAUGCAUGACUACCAGGAGAAUAGGAGCUCCCUGCUCUCCAGCCUGGAGGGAGAGGACAGCCCAGACCUUCUCAAACGUCACGUGAUGAGGGAGCUAAUCGAGACAGAGAGAGUCUAUGUGGAGGAGCUGCUGUCAGUGCUGCUGGGAUACAGGGGAGAGAUGGAGAAUCCAGGCCUUUCAGGGCUCCUGCCCCCCAUCCUGCAAAGUAAGAAAGACAUCCUGUUUGGAAACAUGCCUGAGAUCUACAACUUCCACAGCAGGGUGUUCCUGCAGGACCUGGAGGGCUGCCUGGAGACCCCAGAGGCAGUAGGGGCCUGCUUUCUGGAGCGGAAGGAGAAUUUCCAGGUGUAUGAGUGUUACUGUCAGAAUAAGUCUCGCUCUGAGUCCUUGUGGAGGCAAUUCUCCGACUGUGCCUUUUUCCAGGAGUGUCAGAAGAAGCUGGAGCACAAACUGGGCCUGGAUUCUUACCUGCUGAAACCAGUACAACGCCUUACCAAGUACCAGCUACUACUGAAGGAGCUACUGAAGUACAGUCCAGGAGGCUGUGAGGGGACCUCGGAGCUACAGGGGGCGCUAGCAGCCAUGCUGGACCUCCUCAAGUCAGUCAAUGACUCCAUGCAUCAGAUCGCCAUCACGGGCUACCAGGGAGAGUUGUCUGACCUGGGCCGGGUGCUGAUGCAGGGCUCCUUCAGUGUGUGGAUCAGCCAUAAGAAAGGCCCCACCCGUAUGAAGGAGCUGGCCCGCUUCAAGCCCAUGCAGAGACACCUGUUCCUGUACGAGAGAGCCCUGCUCUUCUGCAAGCGCAGGGAGGAGCAUGGAGAGGGUGCAGACAAGACCCCCUCCUACAGCUUCAAGCACUGUCUCAAGAUGAGUGCGGUGGGGAUUACAGAGAACGUCAAGGGAGAUGUGAAGAAGUUUGAGAUCUGGUACAGUGGCAGGGAGGAGGUGUACUUAGUUCAGGCCCCCACAGUGGAGGUUAAGAUGGCUUGGCUCAAUGAUCUGCGAAGGAUCCUCACCAACCAGCAGAAACUCCUUAAAGAUGAGCAUUGUGUCAACAACCAGAUGCCAGAACACAUUCAACUGUCUCCGCCCUUGUCUGAGAGCAAACAGCAGAGGGCGUCGAUCAGCUCCGAGGACACUGAGUCAGGGAGGAGCAGUCCAGACCCCCAGUCCCACUCCCCUCAACACCGGCGCAACCGACGCAGCUGGCCCGGUGCACCUCACUCAGUAGACAUCUGUGAGGGUCUGGAGGAGUGGGGUGGCGGUGAGGACCCCUCUCAGCCUUCAGACACCGAGGAGGAGGACGCUGCUCAGCUGGCUCCAGGCAGAUAUAAGGCCUUGGCUGAAUGUUCACGAUACGGCCCAGAUGACCUCACCAUCAAGAGCGGUGAUGUCAUCCAGCUGCAGCACGAGGACAGCGAAGGCCACUGGCUGGUGAAGAACCUGAGUCGCAGACAGGAGGGCAUCAUCCCAGUCCCCAACCUGCACAUGAUUCUGGGAAACGGCAAUAGAGGACAGUCCACCAGACUAGGAGAUCCAGGGAAUCUGAAGGCCAGAAAGCUCAGCUCCCCUUAGAGGGAAAAUGCUGUCUUCAAUUGCUCGCGGGACCUGGGAAAGUGGUUUAGUCGGAACCUCGUAUUUCCCACUUCGGAGGAGCUUUGGAAGGCAGCAACACCUUUUGUUGGACCUUUACAAAGAUUGACAGACUGAAAAGACAGACUGUUUUCCAUUAGACAUUGUGAGGUCAUGACUGAUGGAAUAUCUUAAACGCUGCUUCCUCAAAGUGCUCUGAUUGGCCACGAUUAGAGACAACUAGCCAAUUUAAGAAGGACGUAGGAGUUUUAGGUCUGGGUUUUUGAUUGACAUUUUUCUGGGCCAGUAACAUGAGGACCUGUUGUUUUUUUCGCCCACCAUGAUGGACAGUGGACACACUUUAUGAAUGUUACCCUCCAAACACUUUAGACAGCACGGGGUUCUACCAGCACAAAGGCACACGGUUUGGUGAAGGACAAGGGACAUGUGAAAAGAUUUGGGACUUAAAAUUCAAUCCCCCACUUCCUCUUAGACCCAGCCAAUGGGCUUUUCUGUUGGGCUGCUGUAGCUGGAUUACAUCCAUGGACUCUCGCUCUCUGAGGGAUUCUUAACAGUCAUUGCUAAUCAGUGAGAAUGCAGUUGUUGUUUGUACGUUUAUGCGUUUAUUCUUAUGCGUCAUAAUAAUCUGGGUUUUCGCCUGAAACCUUUCUUAAAAAGAGACUUUUGUACAUAGCUAUGUCAUUCAUUUUGGAUGUGUAAUACUUGAAUGUUGGUCUAUUGUUUGUUGAUGUUCAUUUAUUCUACAUGCUCAUGUUGUUUAGGUUUCCAUCCUGUCUUAUUCCUUAAGGUACCCUUCUCUUAGCUCUCCAAGCUUGAAAUGCCAAAACGUGCCGUGCCAUAAUGCCUUUUUAUUCCUGCAAUGUUGGAAUCGAGCUCCUCUUUGAUAAAUGUACUGUUUGCUCCGCAAUAUCAAACGCAGUCUUGCUUCUACCUCACAUCGGACCUAUACUCAACUGGCACUUUAUUAAUGCUUAUAAGCGAAAUGCAAGCUGAAAGAAAACAAGCGGAAAGCUUUACUAUAUUUUCAAAGGCUCUAGAGAAAUUGAGCUCUCCAUGAACACAAUACCUCCUUCAUAUUUUCCUGAUUCAUACCCAUCUAUUCAUACCUAUAGACACACCGCCCCAAUAUACAUAAAGUUAAGAUGUCACGGAUGGUAAAUUCCGACAUCUUGUGAGAUGAUGGUGACUGAUAGAAGGGUACUCCUCAGGUCUAUAGUGAUAUGGGGGAAGAGCUACUACCCGCGUGGCGCCAGCAAAGACUGAUGUCAUUCUCCCCAGGAUUUCACUCUGUCUCCCGGGUGGGAGCAGCACAAAAUGGAGCGAGAGAGCUGGAUCAAGAGAGGGAGAAAUGUGCCACUCUCUCUUCCUCUACUCGUCUCCUCCACGGCCUUGCAAUUAAUCUUAGGCUUCCCAUUAAACAGGAUCAUACAGCAAACAUGAAAUAUACCCGCUAUGUCGAACGCUUAAUUAAAUAUUGAUUGCGGACUUAUAUGAAUUUACUACAUCAAAUCAAGGCCCCAGUCGGAGGCCUGCCUUUCAUAUGCUGCGUUUGAUGUGGAAAUGAGCCAGGAAAACAGCGGGGAGCACAGCGCCACACAGCGCCACACUACUAAUGUCUUCUUAUUAAUUAAUUAAUUCAUUUUGCUAUCAAGUUGUUCCUUCGCGGCGGUAAGCAGCUGUGCAGCCCAGUAAAAGUGUCUCUCUACCCUUAACGGAGACCUGCUUGACUGCUGCGCGUCGCAUCAAUGGGUUUCUCUCCUCAUAUGGCAGAAUUAGCUGGGUUUUCUUUCUUUUGGGCUCCAAAAUGCUGCACAUUUUGCACUGAACUGUGAUGUUCAAAAAUGGAGACAGAAAUAUGCUUGAAAAUGCUGUGCGUCUUUGACAAGCGCUGUAAGCUUGUUGCUAAGUGUUUCUCAUAAGAGAACAUAGCAUGGCUAACUGAAUAUUGACCGAACGUGGCAGGUUUCAGGUUUUUAUUAUUGUUCUUCAGUCAUCAUUGUUGAUUGGCUGCUUUUUUAUACAGCUUCAGUAUUGUAUAUAGACCAAAUAAAGUAUUUAUUGAAAUAA
Molecule: messenger RNA, 5914 nt
Organism: Oncorhynchus gorbuscha (pink salmon)
Lineage: Eukaryota; Metazoa; Chordata; Actinopteri; Salmoniformes; Salmonidae
Gene: mcf2a
Product: MCF.2 cell line derived transforming sequence a
Exons: 30
Coding region: 488-3829 (1113 amino acids)
Biological process (GO): dendrite development; intracellular signal transduction
Cellular component (GO): cytoplasm
Molecular function (GO): guanyl-nucleotide exchange factor activity; protein binding
Source: RefSeq, a predicted model, not a curated record